Molecule: messenger RNA, 5147 nt
Organism: Myxocyprinus asiaticus (Chinese sucker)
Lineage: Eukaryota; Metazoa; Chordata; Actinopteri; Cypriniformes; Catostomidae
Product: midnolin-like
Exons: 8
Coding region: 199-1812 (537 amino acids)
Cellular component (GO): nucleus
Molecular function (GO): protein binding
Source: RefSeq, a predicted model, not a curated record
UAGUUUCGGAUAGCAAGAGCAUUGGGAUAGACAUGGGAUUUAAGCCGGUGUCUGCACUAGGACUGCCGAUUCAUCUAACGCACCUCACGCGGGCUACACAAUUAUAGUAGCCACAUAAACUGACUUCCUGGACAUUUUUUUUUUAAUUAUUAUUAUUUUGUGGACAAAUAUAAACUACACAAUUAAUUAUCUCUAUACAUGCCAAAACUAGGAAACAUUGUGGAGGAAUCUGAGACAUUGUCGCGAAACUUUGAGGUUUUCGCCACAAUAAUUGGCUAUCGAAUGGACCAGCAUCCGAGCGCCCGGAGCUGCAGCACUCGCGGAGCUGCGCCGUCCUGUGAGAGCGUCUCCGGUGAGCACCCCAUGAAUUUGUACAUCCACUCGACCACCGGCACACGCUUCGAGCUCUCCCUUCCCGUAGAAGAGACCGUGGAAGGGCUAAAACGAAGACUUUCUCAAAAACUGAAAGUGCCCAAAGAAAGACUCGCUCUGCUGUACAAAGAAACACGCCUGAGUUCAGGAAAACUUCAAGAUUUGGGUAUAACGGAUGGGAGCAAGUUAACAUUGGUUCCAACAGUUGAAGCAGGCCUAAUGUCUCAAGCAUCAAGACCUGAGCAGUCAGUAAUGCAGGCACUGGAAAGCUUGACGGAAACACAGGUCAGUGACUUCCUGUCUGGCCGGUCUCCUUUAACGCUGGCUCUGCGAGUAGGCGAUCAUAUGAUGUUUGUCCAACUGCAGUUGGCAGCACAGCAGUCGGGUGGUGCACAGUUACAGCAUCGGCAUCUCGUAUCACGUGGGAGUUCAGAGGGCACGACAGGACACUCGCAUGGAGCUUCUAGCUCUGCCUCUGGGUCGGCCAGGGUUUCGCACAACAACCACCACCACCCAAAUCCGCACCCGCACCCUCACCUUCCCAACACAACACUCCCAUCCAACCCAGCGGCCUUCCCACCAUCCUCUAUUCCCUCAGUUCAUCCUAUGUACCCCACCUCUGCCUCAGGGCAGUGUAGCCCUCCACCACACCCCUCACCCCUCCCAGGCAGCUUUCUUCAUGCCCAGCAGCCAUCUUCAGCUUGUCCCACCUCUCCAAGCAAUCCCAGCCCUGCAACUUCCUGUCCAGAGGCUAACUGCCCCACAAAGACACCCAGCAACUGUAACACUCCCUCACGGUCCCGCAAACCUGGUGCUAUUAUUGAAAGUUUUGUGAACCAUGCUCCAGGAGUCUUUUCUGGGACAUUUUCAGGCACUUUACAUCCCAAUUGUCAGGACAGCACCGGGCGUCCCAGACGGGACAUCGGCACCAUCCUUCAAAUCUUGAAUGAUCUCCUGAGUGCCACCCGGCAUUACCAGGGCAUGCCACCAUCGCUCACGCAGCUCCGCUACCAGACCCAGUGCAGCAGCCCCAGCUCCCCAGCACCCUCACCACCUCCCUUACCCCCCAACACCCCUGGUCUAUCUGGCCUGCCCACCAUGAUGCCCUCUGAGACACAGCCUACCCUCCACCCACUGGUGCAGUGCCAGAGCCAGAUCCGCAUGUGCAAGCCUCUUGGUGAUCGGCUGCGUCAGACGGAGAACCGGGCCACGCGCUGCAAGGUGGAACGUCUGCAGCUGCUAAUGCAGCAGAAGCGUCUGCGCAGGAAGGCCCGACGAGACUCCCGUGCCCCAUACCACUGGCUUCCCAACCGCAAGGCUGGACGCAGUAACAGUAACAGCAGUAUGUCCAGUGAGGGCUCCCUGGACCUGGACUUUGAGGACUCGGUGUGGAAGCCUGACGUCAAGGCUGACAUGAAAUCAGAAUUCAUUAUGGCCUGAAGCAGAAGAGAUUUUGCCAUCUACAUUGAGGUUGGCAUAUAGGAUCCGGGUUUACACUUUAGAGAGGAGAAUUUUUGAGGACUCGCCCAAGGCACAUUCAAAAUCUAAUAGGCUUCUCUCCUCAUCUAUCCUGUGACCACAAAGACUUUACACAAAGAAAGUUUUACUGACUUUUACCUUACGUCCUUGAUAGACUACGGUCUUGGAAUAGACUGAAUUUUCGAAUUGUGAUGUUUGGAUUUGGAUUGAACUUAUGAACAGACAAUUUAGACUCAAGACUGUCCAAGAAGUAAACACAAAUGAGCAUAGCAGACAUCAUCGGUGUUGGGAUUUGUUUUUCUCUUUACUUAUUUUCUGUUUCUUUUUUCCCCAAGGGGAACUUAGGUGGAAAUCCAUACAGGCCAACUACAGGCACGAUAAAAAGACAGAAAUCAGAUACUGAUCCUUUUUUCGUUGUUCCAAAUGGGCAUUCAUAGUUUGAGAGUCAUUUAUAAGGGGUUAUCUUUGUUUUUCUUCUCUCCUGUUUUUCUUGAAUCAUGAUGAUUUCUGAAACAAAUAUGUAGCAUUACCUACAAAGCAUUCAGGUUUUAUCUUGUAGAAGAGGAGGGUUCAUUUGCACACACCUGUGGUUUGAAAUAGACAAUGUUAAAACAUAAUCAAGAGAUGGCACAGUGCAUGUUUAGUUUAUACAUAUAAAAAAAAUACAAAAAAAAACUCUCAACAACAGCUCAGUGUAGAGUCAGAGGUGCAAAGUAGGAAACUAAAACAUGAAACAAGACAACAAUAUGCUGAUGUGAAUGAAGAUGCGAUUCAAGGCCUGUAAAGUCAGUUUUUAGGUAUUUAUAAAAACUACAUUUUAUACCUCCAGAAAAAAGUAAACAAAGCAACCAAAUGUAAACAACAGUUACCCAUUAAAGUUUCAGCCAAGCUGUGAAAUAAAUCUGAUAAAGUAAAAAAAAAAACUUAUUUAAUAAUACAAAUACACUGUUCCUCAGUCUAAAUGUGUUUAAAAGAGAGAGUGGUGGGGUGCCAGAGGAAUAGUUUACAAACAUGCAUUAUAAUGGUUCACUGCCAAAGUGGAAUCUCUCUUUUUUUUUUUUUUUUUUAUACAUUUGACUACCACAACCUGCCGUUCAAGCAUUUUAUCCUAUUAUUCGCAAACAGUUACAUACCUACAAAGACUGACUUAAAGGGUUUUGUGGUUUACGUUCCAAACCAGUAUUACACUCUUUCUUCUGUAAAACACAAAAGGCAGAGCCUCAGUCACUAUUCACUUUCAUUGCAUCUUUUUUCCAUUCAGUGAACGUGAAUGGUGACUAAGUCUGUAAGUCCCUAACAGUCUACCUAACAUCUCCUUUUGUGUUUAUGGAAGAAAAAAAGUGAGUAAAUGAUGGCAUUUAAUUUUUUUCUAAUUAGUCAGAACUGACGUUGAACAGGCCUGCGACCAGAGUGUAUCCCCCAGCUUUACAUUCUUAGUAGUGCCACAUGCAUAGAUGCACUGACAUAUUCAAUCAGGCGUUCCACAGACAGACAGUAAUGCUGCUAUAUGGAACAUCUUUUUGCAUGCAAAAGUGUGAAUUAUCCUGAUAAAUUUGUUUUGGUAAAAAAUUAUAACAAUACUGAGAAACUGGUGCUGAAAAGAAAAGAUAUACAAGCAUGAAUUUGUGACAAAUGAAAAAAAAAAUAGACACUUGCCCGUCUGCUCUCCUUAAUUAGAAACGUGAUGUUACAUAUCAGUCGCAAACCAAAACAGGACUGGAAUUCUACUUGGUGUACAUUGGAUCAUUCCUGGACUGUGACAACAAGCUAAGGAACAAUGGAACAUUUUCUACUCCCAACAUACAAGGGAUUCACAGAGCAAACCCAUGCUCCCAUCAACCUGUCCAGAUGUGGACUAACAGGGAUCUUAUGUUAGCAACCAACUUUAGCCCCUAGAGUGACUAUUUGGAAAUAAACGUGAAACCACACCAUGAUUGCACUCGCUGAGUUUGCAAUGAGAUUACCUACCUGAUGGGAACCUUGUCUUUUUUCGUUUUUUUCUGUUCAAGUGGCCUUAACAUUCAUUCUUGAAACACUUGCAGAGCGGUGGACAACAUAGGGAUGUUUCUGUUGUUUUUUUUUUUCUUGCGUUUUUGUUUUUGAAUCUGGGCAGUUUUUUGUGUUUAGGAGGUGGAGGCUCUAUUAUGUCAAGGCUUCUGUGCCUUAAAUUGUUGCCCUUUCAGUGUGUAUGAAAAAAUCCCCCCGAACAAAUUAUUCCCAUUUAUGCAGGUUUUAUAGGAAUAGUUCACCCGAAAAUGAAAAUUCUGUCAUCAUUUACUCACCGUCAUGUUGUAUGGAGCAUGAGAGUGAGUAAAUGAUGACAGAAUUUACCAUGUUUGGGUGAACUAUCACAUUAACAUUAAAGGAGCUCUGGUAGAAUAUUGUCUGUUUUAUGGUUUGUUAAAAGUGUUCAGUACUUUCUGGAAGUCGGACAAAAUGGCUUUCAGAUUCCAUCAGUGCGUUCCUUUUUUCUUUAAAUACAUCCCUUGAACCCUACUGUCCUACAAAGAAGCUGAAAAGCAACAAAUUUAUUUGAAAAAAGGUUUCAACUGCAGUGAUACAGCAACAAAGUGCCCUAGCUCUCGAUUGAGGCGUCCUUUAAGGACACGUGACAUCAUGCACUUCCCUUCUUCUCAGAUAAAUGAUUUCAAUGUUCUCCCUUCCCCCUAAAAAAAAACCAAACAAACAAAAAAAAAAAAAAAAAAAAAAUGCAUUAUUUAAUUUUUAGAUAUGUAUGAAAUAUACUCUGUGUGUGCCUCACCUAUAUGUAAAACAGUAAAAAAAAAAAAAAAAAAAAAAAAAAUUAAAAGCAUAGGAGAUGAUCUGCUUUUUAGGAUGGGGCAAUUAAGGAGGGCGGAGGGAGGGAAGGGGCAUUUCAAUAGUUUGUUGGAGUUCUGAUCACAUCAUUUGAGUUGCCUGUUAUUUCUUGUAGCCAAUGAAAACUGAUUACAAGAGUCGAUUUAAAAAAAAAAAAAAAAAAACUAUUUACAAUGUUCUAGCUAUAGACCGGUGUAGCACAUGUGUGACUGUAUUAAUUUAUGAAACCAAAAUGGUAACUGUGAAUUAUGUAUUUCUUUGUGCAUUUUUUUUUUUUUUUUUAAUAGGGCGGAGGGCAGAAUAGGGCUUUGCUGUGCCCCGUUUUGUUUUUUUGUGGAAUAUAAUGGAAAUCAAGUAAAAAAAAAAAAAAAGGAAAAUAUCUAAAUAUAUUUUUUUCUUAAGCAAUACAUUUCAGUGUGACUUGUGAUAGGACAUUUUCUUUUUUUAGGUAAUAAAUUGAAAGAAAGAAAAAAAUCUGA